AUGGCACAAGACCAUGUGAGCACCAUCAAGUACGAGUACAAUCCAGGUAGAUACUACUACUCCGUGGUCGCGUCUACUACUACUCCGCGUCGCGUCUACUACUACUCCGUGGUCGCGUCUACUACGCCUCCGCGUCGCGUCUACUACUACUCCGUGGUCGCGUCUACUACGCCUCCGAGGUCGCGUCUACUACUCCUCUGUGGUCGCGUCUACUACUCCUCCGCGUCGCGUCUACUACUCCCCCGCGUCGCGUCUACUACUGCUUCGUGGUCCCGUCUAUUACACCUCCGUGGUCGCUUCUACUACUCCUCCGUGGUCACGUCUACUACUACUCCGUGUCGCGUCUACUACUCCUCCGUGAUCGCGUCUACAACUCCUCCGCGUCACGUCUACUACUACUCCGUGGUCGCAUCUACUACUCCUCCGUGGAUAUGUCUACAACUCCUCCGCGUCGUGUCUACUACUACUCAUCCGCGUCGCGUCUACUACUACUCCGUGGUCGCGUCUACUACGCCUCCGAGGUCGCGUCUACUACUACUCUGUGGUCACGUCUACAACUCCUCCGCGUCGCGUCUACUACUACUACGUGGUCGCGUCUACUACUCCUCCGCGUCGCGUCUACUACUCUUCCACGUCGCGUCUACUACUCCUCCGCGUCGCGUCUACUACUACUCCGUGGUCGCGUCUACUACUCCUCCGUGGUCACGUCUACAACUCCUCCGCGUCGCGUCUACUACUCCGUGGUCGCGUCUACUACUCCUCCGCGUCGCGUCUACUACUACUCCGUGGUCCCGUCUACUACGCCUCCGUGGUCGCGUCUACUACUCCCUUGCGGUGGCGUCUACUACUCCUCCGUGA
Molecule: messenger RNA, 858 nt
Organism: Acanthosepion pharaonis
Lineage: Eukaryota; Metazoa; Mollusca; Cephalopoda; Sepiida; Sepiidae
Source: the annotation of a GenBank genome assembly